Dendronephthya gigantea is the source of this 638-nucleotide messenger RNA. RefSeq names its product E3 ubiquitin-protein ligase parkin-like. The coding region runs from base 101 to 547 and encodes 148 amino acids. The record is from RefSeq and is a predicted model, not a curated record. NCBI's taxonomy places the organism in Eukaryota, Metazoa, Cnidaria, Anthozoa, Malacalcyonacea, Nephtheidae. The transcript has 5 exons. Gene Ontology annotation, molecular function: protein binding.
AUUUUCAAACAUUUCUUUUCCAAACUUUCGUUUUGAAGCAAAAUAUUUUGAAUUAUUUUCUCUCAAUUGCAAGGAAAUACACGAGCUUUUCUAGCGAAAUAUGUCGCACGACGUGACCGUAAACUUCAACGGCAAAUCAUUUAACCUUCGUUUUCAACCAUCCUGGACAAUCGCUCGACUAAAACACGAAAUUGCUCGCAAGAAAAAUGUCAAAACUGCUGGAAUUAAAAUCAUUUUUGCCGGUCGAGAAUUACCCGAUGAAUUAACACUCGGGAAUGCAGAGAUGAACCACAGCGUCAUUCAUGCUGUUCAGAAAUCUGGUCAGAUCUCAGUUGAUGCAACUUACAAUGCGAAUGAUGGUUUGACGAAAGUGAAACUGACACAGGAUGAUGAAGAUGGUGAAUCUCAACAAUCAGGCAAGCAAAGUUUCUUCUUUGUUUAUUGUAAAACUUGCAAGAAACUAAACACGAGGAAAAUUGCGAUGUCGAUGUUCAAAUUGCAAGGAAGGAAGCUUCGUUCUAUCACAGGGUCCAAAUGGUUGGGAUGAUGUAUUGAUCAAAGGCCGCAUGCAGGGACAAUGUGAAUACAGUACAAACUGUCAGGGAACUACAGCUGAAUUUUAUUUCAAAUGUGGGGAA